Molecule: messenger RNA, 1302 nt
Organism: Cylicocyclus nassatus
Lineage: Eukaryota; Metazoa; Nematoda; Chromadorea; Rhabditida; Strongylidae
Source: the annotation of a GenBank genome assembly
AUGUUUUUAUCAAAAAUAGCUGCUGUACUGUGGACUACCGUUAUGGCAGUGAAGUAUCCUAAUGAAAUUUCGGAAACUCCAUUAGUCUUAUGCGAACCAGAGCGGAUAGUAGUCAAGAUUCGCACUACCUCAUCAAAUCCUUCACACAUCUAUGCUGAUGAUUUUGCUGAUGAUCCAGAUUGUUCAUCUCGGAAUAUGAAUAAAAUCUCAUUACGACAUGGAAAAUGUGGUAUGAGCACUGAGCGAACGGAUAACCCAGCCGGAGUGAUUCAACGCGUAUGCAUAUCCGUUCAAUUACAUCCAUUAUUCGUCACCGAAUCGGACAGAAGCUAUUGUGCUCAGUGUGUCUACGUACAAAGUCGUGUCCUUGACGAUCUUGAGUCUUCGCUGGACAUCAGCGAAGCGCUACCGACCGAGCUUGCGCCGACUUUCGACGUGGAAAAGAUUCCCAAGUGCACUUAUACCAUUCGAAAAGGCUCCGAAACUGGACCAGAGGUGCGCUAUGCCACCGUCGGCGAGAGUGUCUAUCAUGUAUGGAAAUGUCCAGGAGAAAAUACUGGAAUUCUCGUACAAAACUGUUAUGUAGAAGAUGGACAAGGCAACAGAAUUCUUGUAAUUGAUCAGAAUGGUUGUGGAGUGGAUCAAUAUGUGAUGCCAACACCAGAAUACAGUGAGGAUCUGACGACAGCUUUCCAGGAAACCCAUGUCUUCAAAUUUGCUCAGAAAACUAUUACACGAUUCAUUUGUCAGAUUCGGAUCUGCUUACAAAGCGAUGAAUGCAAAAAACUUUCGCCUCCAUCAACAUGUCCAACGCUAGAAGAACGAUUAAUGAAUACAAAGGUAGAAAGAUCGGAGGACGAAAAACCAUUUCAGCGAGCUAAAGACCAAAAACCAUUCCCGGUUGAUGACUCACGAUCAUCCAAAGAAACAGCGCCACCCUCGGCUCAGCCGGUUCAGGAUAUUAAGCGGAAUGCUAACGCUACUCUUGGCAGUAUAUACUUCGGUUAUAGCUACGAUUCCACGAGAAGUCGACGAGAGCUGUCCGAACCACGAGUAUCUACGACUAAAGGCUAUCCUGAGGUUGACCUUGUGGGUGAAAUUCGGGUACUGGACUCACCCGAAGACGUCAUGUACUUUGAGCGCAAAGCAAGCGCGAUACAAGGUGAAUGUGUUUCAAAAGUGGCUUACUCCCUCGUCGUUGCAGCUUUGGUGAUUGUCUCGAUUCUGUUCAUAAUGAUGGUGCUUGUUAUAGUAUUCAAAACGACAAACUACAGAAAUAAGAUUAUACGAUUCGAAAAUUGA